AUGUUUCAAGGCAAGCCUAGAGAUCCUCGCUUCAAACCUGGCGACUUCGUGCACGCAUCUGCAGUUCCAAUCGUUCGGCCUUCCAAGUCGUCCAGCAUCAAUCCUGUCCAGCACUCCAGUCCGUUUGCCACAACCUCAAACCACCCAAGCCGACCGGAAGGAUCGUUCGAGAAUGGCCUCACGCUGCCCCCGACCACUCUGUAUCGAGUUGCGAAGGUAAAGCAAUCUACCACCGACGCCAGCCUUCACGGAUAUGUGCUUCAGCCUGCUGAGCAGGAAAGAUUUACCUUCAAUGUCACGGAAGAGCAAUUGAUUGCAACCACACCUUUCAACAUCGGUGACAUUGUGAGAAGGAAGACGGACCCUACUGCCAGAGAUAUGUGGAAGGUCAAGGGAAGGGGUGUCAGGCUCGUGGGUGAGACACAGAAGCCAAAAUCAGGGCUCACUGCGCCAAUGCUUACUACUGAUCGUGCACGAAGAGGUGCUUCGGAGGCACCGCCAACACUAUACGAAUCUAUCAAGGCCAAUAUGGACCAACCUGUUUUUGUGGCCACUGUACUGGUCGAGGACGAGCUUGAGUUGCCCAAAGAGAUGGAUGCUGAGGAUUUGGUUGUUGUCAAUGAUGAGCAGAAGAGGAAGUGGUUUUCGGGUUGA
Messenger RNA from Lithohypha guttulata, 654 nucleotides. RefSeq lists its product as uncharacterized. The record is from RefSeq and is a predicted model, not a curated record. NCBI's taxonomy places the organism in Eukaryota, Fungi, Ascomycota, Eurotiomycetes, Chaetothyriales, Trichomeriaceae. The transcript is spliced from 2 exons. The coding region runs from base 1 to 654 and encodes 217 amino acids.